CUGCAGCUCUUGUCACGAUUCAAGGCCUCCAUCGACGGAAAUCCCGAUCCUGAGAGCCGGUUCAUGAAACACUGGGUUCCGCUAUCCAUCAAGGAUCCCCUACUACUACAGAUCGUGCUCUACACGGCCGUAUGUUUCCUCAAGGAGACGGGCCGAGUGCCCAAGAUGCUCGUCUGGGCCUACAAGGGCGUGGUACACCGCAUGCUCAACGAGCACCUUAGCUCUACCAGAACGCAGACAGGAGAUGCCGCCAUCAUGGGAGCUGCCCAGAUGGUCAUGGACUCGUGGUACUGGGGCACCACCGAAGAGCUACGUGCCCACAUGGCGGGCCUCAAGACCAUGAUCCGGAUGAGGGGCGGUCUCCAGGACCUGGGGAUGGGCGGUUUCCUGGCCAAGACGGUGCUCAUUCACGACAUUGCCAUCGCUAUCGCUCAUGAUAUUGAGCCGGAUAUUUAUGGACAGCCGGAAUUUGAUUUUCGUGACGACUUCAUGGUGCCCUAUCAGACCUCCUUCAACUCCCCCUUCCUAUCAGGGUGGCCACGCUUUGUCGACCCGGGAUCAGCGUUGAAGCUUCACCGAAGCUCUGCCCAGAUCCUGGAUGAUGUAAGACUUGUGAUACAGACGGUACAAUCCCUGCCGCCCUCUCCAACGGAGCAAGACUUGCAAAAUGUCACAGAAACGGCUCUGUGGGCGCUGAACAGGCUGGAUCGGAUGCCGGAGAACAUCCCGUUGUAUGAGGAGGAUGAGGAAACGAGCCGGCCAGCCGAUGAAGGUGAUGACUGCAUGUGGGAGACGACAGGAUACGAGGGGGCGGGGACUUCCCCAGCAAGCAGCUCGGACUACGAUUCGCCCAGGAGCCACGAUGCCGCGUCUUCCAGUAACGGUUCGCCACCUGCCCUGGUGGACGAGACCGCUAGUGCCCGGCUGGCCAGGACCAAGAACGACGCCAUGUACCGCUGCAUCCGCGUGACGGCUUCGGUCUACUACCGUGCCAUUGUGGCCCGAGUGCCCACCACGGAGAUUUUAUCAGAGGCCGAUUUCUUGAAGCUGUGGGAGCUGGUGUGGGAGGUGACGGUACCAUUUUGGAAGACGGCAGUUGGCGUCUUCAUUUGGGUCAUGGCCGCGGCCGUGCCAAGCUGUCACAACUCGCCCCCUGCACGCUUCAUCAAGACCCUGUCUGUGGUCGGCUGGAUGACCAUAGGGCUUGAGAACUGGCAUGUCGCCAUCAACGCGGCGAAUGCAGCCCUGGGGCUGCAGCGCUGGCUCCGCGGC
Molecule: messenger RNA, 1272 nt
Organism: Trichoderma reesei QM6a
Lineage: Eukaryota; Fungi; Ascomycota; Sordariomycetes; Hypocreales; Hypocreaceae
Exons: 2
Source: RefSeq, a predicted model, not a curated record